UCUGCAGAUUGCGAAUGGUGGCAUAAUAUUCGCAAUCGCAACAACGUCACGUCAGUGUGGAACCGACAAACUGCCGUGAAACGUUUAAAAAAUAUUAAAAUGUCUUGCAUAGUUAGUGAAAUGUCAGUUAAAAGUUCUCGUUAUUUGAAAACAAUUUGCAGUCAGCGGUUCUUCAAUAUUCUCUAAUUUUACAGUACACAAUUUAUUAAAAAUGGCUGACGUACGGUUACUUAUACAAGAAGAAGGCCGGGCAGCCAGAAAUUUGAUAGCUUUCAACGUGCCAGUUGGGACGAACAACACUGAAAAGAUUACAAAAAAACCUCCGAGUGUUCCAAGAGUAUCACAGGCAAACAGUACUAAAAGAUCCAUGAAACCGACAGCUAGAGUGAGAUCGGCUUCUACUGGCCGGGAUAAAAAAUCUGAAUUGCAGGCUAGAUAUUGGGCUUUCUUGUUUGGUAAUUUGCAAAGAGCAGUAGAUGGCAUUUAUCAGACCUGUGAAGAAGAUGAAAAUAUUUCCGAGUGCAAAGAAGUGAUAUUAGUUUUAGAAAACUACACUAGAGAUUUCCACAAUCUGAUCGAAUGGUUUAGAGUGAAAUGGGCUUAUGAGAAUUCACCACCGCCGUUAAGACGUACUCCAUUGGCAUGGGAAGUAAGAAAAACCUCGCCUUGCCGUAUUUGGAAUUCGACAAUGAUCCCAAAAUCCACUAGUCCAUUGCAAAGGAUGAGCCCCACAGAAUCCAUUUGUAGGAGUCCCGUUGACCAAGUUAUUUCAGAGAAUAAGCCUAUAGAUAAUAGAAAAAGUUAUGUAAAAGGUGAUUCUGCACAAAGAAUAUUGAAGGAUAGCCAAAGUAAUGUUUCUAAAAAUAAUGUAACUGAGAAAUGUAAAAAUGUAAUGGAUAAAGGAGUGAAUCAGUCGUUGAACAAAGAUAAAUUAGCUUCGCUAAAAGUGAACAAGAACCUUGUGAAACAUACGAUACCUACAAAAACCUGUAACAACGCAGAUCAGAAAACGAACGAAGCAAAAAAUAAGAGUGGAUCGAAAUCACCCAAGACUGGAGUCCAUCACAGUGUGAGCAAGACGACAGAUUCAAAUGUGAUGACUGAGAAGAGCGAUAGUGACAAGAGUACGCAAUUGAUUACGUCGGCAGAAAAGGAAUUUUUCAAAUCUAAUAGCACGGAUAAUAAGUCAAGUCUGCAAAAUAAUUUGCAAGUGAAACCACUGAGCCCAAAGAACGAUUUGGGUCUGGAAAAGAACGAAAUUAAUUCUAAAGUAAAGAGGCAAAGUGCAGGGAAAAAUGUCCAAACUGUCGGUAUAGAAAACGUGGCCACUGAAAAUAAGAUGGUAGAGUUAAAGGACAAUACCGUGGCGAAUAAGAACAUGCAGAAUAUUGUAAAAUCUUCGAAUAGAAUUAACCAGAAAUUGAAGAGGCAAUCGAGUAUCAGUGAUAAUUCGAAUAACAAGAUGUCGACAAAAUCCACCCCCGAUACAUCUAAUAUGACUAAACCGUUAAUUAAUACGACCAAGCCAGCGUAUUCUACAGUGUCACAAAUGAAGGUUGUCAAGCCAAAGCAACCGUCGUUAGAAACUCCAAAAUUUUUUAGGAGUAGAACGACGUUAAGUGACAAAAACUCGUCAGCCCCGAACAAAGCUAGACCCGGUACGUCCGUAAUAGUUGGGCAACGUUUUCAGCCAAUCGACAAUAAGAUUUCAGAGCAAUGCUCACUGAAGAAGGAUCAAACCAGGGAUAUGAAUGGUUCGGUAGAAGUAUUAACGAAACAGCCGCAAGUUGUCAAAACGAAGGAAGAAGCAGAUGGUUGGCAAACGGUUCGCGGGCGUUGUCGAAGGGGCAGUACGCAUAACCUGAACAUGUCCACGAGAUUCCACAAGCCAAGCACUGCCACGUCAUUACCGGCAUUGUCAAUAGAAAGCCCCUCGGAGAAGAAUAAAAAGAACAGUUUGACUCCGGAUGGAAAUGGCAGACAGAAGAAAAAGUACAUCAUAGAAAAGGAGGGCAAGAACAUGAGUAACGAGGUGGAAAAGGUCAAAGGGGAGUCAGUCGUGAACCUUACUCUCAAGGACAAGGUGGAAGAGGUAUUCAAGAACACGAUCAACCUAAACGAGAUAAACUCUACGUCAAUGAUCGCGGCUAUUUUUAAAAGCGACGCGGAAUUAUUGGAGAAACGUAUACAGCAAUUUAUGGCCGCGCAGGCCGAAAGAGAGAGGAUAAUUUUAGAAGAGGAAAGGAAAACCGAGGAAGCCGACUCGCAACGAUCGCAACAAUUGUCGGACGAAGAAGCGUUCCUGCAUAGACAAAUCUUGGAAUUAGAAUGCGCGGAAACCGACGUCGAUACCGAGACCGAUGAAACGGACGGUGAAAUGAUACUCGAAAUAGAAGACGACCAAGCGACGUCUCCCAGCGUUCCCGACGACGUUAGUUUCGAAGAUAGAUACGAAAACAUGUUGGAUGGAAUGUCUUGGGCAGAGUGCGUCGAUACGCUCGCCCAGCUGCGCGCGUUGGUAGCUCGUCACCCCGGCAGAGCCUUGGAGUUGCACCAGAAAUUAUCGUCUCCGUCCCGAAAAAGGUCGUUGCCCGAGACGUUGCGGCGAUACCAAGCGAAACAGGCUUGUGCUCAACACAAGCGGCAAAAGCUUUUAAUGGAAAAAUCGCAAAGGCUACGGGAAUUGUUGAAUAAAGUGAAAGAUGUCAAGAGCGCAAAGAGCCAGUUGAUUGAAGACAAGAGAAUCAGAAUGGAAAUGAAAUUGAAGAAGGCGGAAGAGAACAGAACGCAGCAUUUGCUGGAAGUAGUGAGGAAAGCUCACGACGAGGAUUCAAAGUUGAAGGAGAUUGCAUUUAUAAACGAGCUUGAAGCACAGAAUAAGAGACAUGAUUUCAUGGCGUUGUGUCAAGAACAGGAAGAGAGGUUGCAAGGAAUUCAAGAAGAGCGCCAACGCAGACAGGAGGAGAAAGCUGCCAAAGAAGCCGCCGCUGAAGAACGUAGGCGGGCUUUGGAAGCUGAGAGACAGCUGCGGAUACAAAAAAUGAAGCAAGCUCGCCGCGAGCGUGAAGAACGAGUCGGUAAAAUGCAAUUGGAAAGAGAGAAAGAGCGGCAGGAGCACGCGAGAGAAAAAGCCAGGGAUCGGGAAGAACGUUUGUCGGCGCUUCACGCGGCACAGUUGGCGAAUCAAGAAGAAUUGCAGAAGAAGAUUGCCCAGAAGCAGCAAGAGUCAGCUAGAAGGCACGUUGAAAAUAUAGAACAGAUUCGACAGAGAGCAGUGGAGUCUUCGAUUUUGAGAUCCGAGGAAGUACCACCUACGUUGAAGUCGUAUCCCGCACAGAAACAAUGUUCUUUAUGCGGAACAGUGAUACCCAACGAAGUGCACUUGUUGUGUCACUUGAAAGGGAAAACGCAUCUCGCAGCAGUGCGGAACGUACACGAUGGUCGAGAACCGUCACGGGACGAACUGCAACGCUUUAACAUACUGCAAAUUCGCGAUGUACCGGUGGUGGAUAACAACGAUUCCAACGAAGUGAGAGCUGCCAAGGAGAAGCAGAAGGCUUUAAAACGGCGAUGCAGGAAGAUGAAGCAGCGUAUGAUUCUACGGGGUAAAGAGUGGGAGAGCAAUCACAAGAUUGACGAGAAUCAGAGUAUCGAGUCGACUAAUAAAUCCAAGUAUCGUCGAAAUCUGAAAGAAUUGGAUCGAUUGUACAACAACCAUUCAAAGACAGCUUGGUCCAGCGUCGCUAUUGCCGCCAUGGAACGUUGCCUGGGCGAGAUAACAAGAGCCUUCUCUAAAUCUUGCUCGUCCGAUCAGAACGCGUUUCGAAUUUUGAACGGCUUCGAAGUGUUGACCAAUCUGUUGAACAUUGGAUUGCAAACUCAAAAUGCGUCUCACAAUUUACCAAACAAGAGCAUUCUGUCCGUGUGCCGCGCGUUCAAACUGAGCGUUAGUGAGAGUGAUACAAACAUCGAAGCGGUUCUGUCGAGCAACAAAGUUCUCGUCAUCUUAGAUCUCCUGCUUCAGCAUCUAGAGACGCUCGCAAAACUUGACGACCAGCUCCAGGUGCAGGAGGCAUCCGGCAAUUCGACCGGAAGUGGAAUCGUAGCGAGCAGCCUGAUGCAAUUGCUGUGCAGUUUGAUCCCGGAGGAACCUUUCGAAAAAUCGGCAUUGCAAACGCGGGUCCAGGAUAUUGCUGGGUACCUGGUAGCUGGCGGUAUGGUAGAUCGAGUCUUUCGACACAGCCACGCUCUCAUUGAAACCGACUUCUUCCUAGAUCAAGAUCAUGAAUCACCAGUUCUAUCUUCCGCGUACGAUCUCCUUUACCGUAUCUGUUGUCACUUGAAAAAGUCCACCGAUCAAGAGUCCGCUGUCCACGAGAGUAAUAACAAUGUGGAACAAACGAACGUGGAGUCGCACCUCCUGUCGACGUUGUCCUCGACUGAAGCCGCGGGCGCGAUAGGUGCACUUUACGCUGCAGUCGCGUUACCGCCAACGUCACAGAAUCAGAAGGGGUCCUCGCCCACUCCUAAUCAGACGGUCUCGCAGUCUACGAGGAUUCUGAUCGUUCGCAGCCUCAGGCUGCUUAAAUCAAUCGCUGGGUUGAAUCUUCAGAAAUUACAGAAUCUGCUGGGCGCAGAGGGUACCAGCUUGCAAUGGCGGCUGAUAGCUAGUCAUGUGAUAACCCGAUUAUCACGAGAUCCAAUAUCGCACAAACCGGAAAUUGGAUCUGCGCAGAACACUAGCGGUACUUACAUCCUGUCGGAGUUGUUCCAAGUUCUCGGAUACUUUGCUGUGAACAAUCCGGAGAAUCAGUUGGUGCUGCAGUCAGCCGGGGCUGGUCCGAGCGUACUUCAGCAACUCUGUACUCUGCCGUUCCCGUUCUACGGUGCGCCGGGAUUAACGUCGUACAUUUUUCCAACGCUUUUGGCGGCCACUCAUCAGAAUCCGGAGGCAACGGCGAUCCUGUCCUGCGAGCUAUCUUACCAGCUCCUGGAGGAGUACAGAAACUCGGACGAUGGUAAGCUGAAUCCGUUGGUUCGUUUGCUGAAGGACUCGACUGGUCCGUAGCCUUAAGGGUUCGAUUAGCUCGUUUAAGUUUCUUCGUUACACGCGAUCGUCCUCGUAGAUGUUCGUUACCUACAGGAUCGUUAUUUCUAUUUAGUUGGUACGGGCCCGGGUAAUAGUCGGUGGAAAAUUGUUAUUAGGUACGUCCAUCGUUGAUUUUAUUUCCCUUGUGUCUCGAGGCUGGCACUCGACGAUCGUUUGAUAGUCAAAUUUAAAUGAAUUAGACAAGAUUGAAGAGAAAAUGACAAAUAAAUAUAUACAAUAUGUAUUUCCCUUAAUAGGGAAUCGAUCGAAGGGUUUUUGCAGAAAGUAAGGAUUAGAUAUAUAGGAUCCUCUCUUUUAUUUUAAGUGUUGAAUGUUCGCUAACGAUGUUCACGUUUCUCGGUUGGGUUUCUGCACUUUCUUUAAUUCUAUGCUUAUACUUAAUUAAACCACUUUUUUUGAGAUCUUUUUAGUGAAUUUCUCCUUCCUCUCGGUUAACUCCUAUUUCAGCUUUACGUUAUUCUUCUAUUUGUUUUUAUGUUUAUUUGUACUUAUGGUGACUUUGUGGAUUUACACGCGUUGAACUCACUUCGGAGGUUUUUCGAUCAGCUUAACUUCCAAUUCUUGUUUCUGAUUAGUAUGAUGAGUUUUACGUACAUCGGGUAGCAAAUUGUUUUAUUCAUUUCGGUUCUCUACGAAUAAUUCAAUUUUUCUAGUCAUCCAGGAAUGACUCUAGUCUUAGAGGAUCGCUUGAAAAAUACGAGAUCUGUGUUUAGCUGCUUACGUUCUUAUAAAUGCGAUUUUUUAGUAAAUCGCAGGGAUGAGAUCAGUUUUAUUUUUAUUGUGUCUUUAAAUAACAAAAUUUUAAGCGAGAAAAAGAGAAUUGUAAUGCGAGUCUAUUUCAAUGCAGCUACGAUGACUGGAAACAAUCUAUUUUAAUCGAAAGUAGAUUUCUGUGAUAGCAAAUGGGAUAAAUGUAGAUAUAAUGGAAAGAUAAAAAUUGACUGAGCUUCCGGUUAUUUUUGUUUUAAUAACUUUCUCUAACGAAUAGGAAGAUAUUAGACUGUUUCUGUACAAAAACUCUUCGGUUCUGUUUAAAUCUCUUGAUGGACGCACGUAAGGAAACAAUUUUCGCGCAUGAUUCAGAGACGUCGAGUACUACUACCAGUCGUUUGGUAGUUGACAUUAGCCGUACAAUUAAGAGCGAGGGCUGCUCGCUAUCUCCGCGUGUAAUCAUUCGCUACCUUGCCGAAGAUGCAAAACUUGACAAGUCCGUUUCGCUUAAUGAAACGUGCACUUUGCUCGUAAAAAACGAACUUCCGCUCGGAGUGAUCUCAUUAAAAUGGAUUGCAAAGUAAACAACAUCUUCGCUGAAACAUUAAACGUUUGAUGUAAUCAUCUGUGAAAAUAAAAAAAUUGCAUAUUUAAGAUCGCGAAUAAAUGGAAGUUCCUCAAAAAUCGGCGUAACGUUUCAUGAAACGGACUUGCUCGUUUUUGAAUCUAGUCGGAUCGGCAGUUCGCAGAGCUUUACGACUUUUCACAAUCACGUUUGUACGUUUAGUAGAUUCCUUCUCGUUCUACGCGUGCCAAUAUGUAUGUAUAAUGUAUAACUCGUGCAAACGGACGUGUCUUUCGAACCGGCCUUUCUAGCCGUUGUGCAAUGAUCGAGUUGUGACUCUAUUUAGAUACUAUUUAGUAUACUUCAGUGCGUGUAUGUGUGGAACCACGUGAACCGAGACAACGGACUUUGUAAGUAUGUAAAAUGCGUGAGAUACGGAAAAAUGUAAUGUAUGAGACAAACCAAAAGUUAAGUUCGACAUUCGGUCUUUUCAUUCUUCCAACCGAAUUAAUGUUCUUUCUUUUUCAAAUUUGAUGCAAUUUACAUUGUGAAGAUUGAGAAGUUAUUAUACUUGAAUGAUCUUUCUUCAUAGUUCGUUGAAAGUUUUCCAUAAGUGGUGUCAGCGUUCCUCAGUUUUAUAAUCAAUUGAGAAUCUCUGAUUUAUAAAGUCUCUUGUAUCUUAGUUAUUUACUGGCAAUUAUUUGUUUUGCUGCAGUUACGCGCGGUAUAUAAUUAAUCAAGGUGGAUUAAUAAAAGGAUUAACUACGACGAAGUAUAGUUUAAUUGAAAUUUGGCAACGCGUUCAGUACCACAAUCAACUGUUUUUCUUUUUUUUUUUUUUAUUUAUGACUUUCACUAGUUUUUGUUUGUUUCAUCUUUACAUAUUUUACUGAGAAUUAUUAUAUUUAUUUUCAAUUAUAAUUUACAUACUUAAUAUAUUGUUAAUUUGUAAUAUAAGUAAUUUUGCAUACGUUAUAUUAUUUGCAAACAGCAAACGUUUUCGUAUAUUUUUAUUUUUAUUCUACACUUUAGCUUACUUGAAACGGAGAAACAAGUUCUUAUCGAUACAGUGCAGAAAGCCUGAGUCGCAGAGGUAAGAGAUUGAAACUUGUUGUUCGUAAAUGAUCUUAUAAGUUACUUUAUAAGUAUUGAGGCCCUGAACGAGUUGGUAGAAAAGUAUUUAUCAAAAUCCUCGUAGAGAGGAAAUAUCCUUCGUAUAAAGAUAUUUAUUUGAUAAUGAUGUGGAUUUAUCGUGGUGCAAUGUGUAUGAUCAUAUUUAUUUCCGACCGGAGGAUCACGUAUGCGAAUGCAUACAUUAUUAUAGUUAAAGUGGUACAGGUUUUCGUGGCUGCAGCGAACGCACUCGUGCAAUGUCCUGCCAAUGCAAUUAAUGUUCAAGUAUUAUACAUACAUAUACUAUACUUAGCGAAUAUUUAACGGCGUGACGAAGAAAAUCGAGAUCGCCUAGGUUAAUGCUUUAAUGUAAUUUUCACUGUGCGAAAUUUUCUCGUUCGACGGCUGAGCUUUGAACGUGAAAUCAGAUUCCGAAAGAAAAUUUGUAAUCGUGAUUUUAUCGUUUCGUCGAUGAACUGUAAUGAAUUUUAGCUAAUUAUGAGAAUCAUUUCCAGGGCCGAAACGAUCGAACGACAAGAGUUUCGCAUGCGAUUUUAAUUUAGGAAUAAUAAAUAAUACCGCAAUAAAUCGAGCAAGCUUGUGGAGCUAGGAGUAGGACCAAUUUUCAUGCCGGAAACGAGUGAACAAUGCUAUUUGCGAUUGAAAAUAGUAAAACUGUUAGAAGAACGUGGGUUUCGUUAACUAUAAGCGACAGUUUUUUAAGUUAAAACGAAUUCUGAUGGGAAUAUAAACCAAUAUUUUCUCUCUUCCAUUUAACUUGACAUAGUUUCGCAACAAGCUGGCGCAAUGCUAAAUUUACUAUUUUCGUUCACAAAUAUCGACGUCUCUGUUAAACAAGAAUAGGAGAAAUAAAGUGAACACUAUUUUGUCAUCAAAAAGCUAACGAUCAGGGUGAUAACAGACAUCGACUGGUACUCGAAUCGCCAAUUUUAGCAAUAAUCGUGCUAAUUUUCAAUGUCUGUAAAAAAAAAUGUGCUUCUCGACGCAAACUGAAAAAAAUUUUCGUAUAGAUUCCUUGCAUUAUACAGUACCGAGUACGGUAAGUAAGAAGUACGUUGGCUGCGCACGUGUUCGAAAGUUUCGUCGAUAGAGAUAUAUGUAUACUUCCGCGACUGAUUCACAAUUUUUAACUCGUCCGCUUCGACGAAUUCUCGAUCAAUUUCGUCGAUCGAUCGAGGAUAGUCGGACAUAGAGCUUUGUACGUUUCGCUAGAGGUAGUGACGUAACUUAAACCAAUAAAUUUUGACAAGAAACCGUC
Ceratina calcarata is the source of this 8778-nucleotide messenger RNA. It is a transcript of the gene ssp3, whose product is annotated as short spindle 3. Bases 212 to 5068 code for a protein of 1618 amino acids. Lineage: Eukaryota; Metazoa; Arthropoda; Insecta; Hymenoptera; Apidae. The transcript is spliced from 15 exons. The record is from RefSeq and is a predicted model, not a curated record.